Messenger RNA from Vigna angularis (adzuki bean), 2198 nucleotides. RefSeq names its product 65-kDa microtubule-associated protein 1. Gene Ontology annotation, cellular component: spindle; cytoplasm. The record is from RefSeq and is a predicted model, not a curated record. Lineage: Eukaryota; Viridiplantae; Streptophyta; Magnoliopsida; Fabales; Fabaceae. Gene Ontology annotation, molecular function: microtubule binding. The transcript has 10 exons. Bases 229 to 1977 code for a protein of 582 amino acids. Gene Ontology annotation, biological process: cytokinesis by cell plate formation; microtubule cytoskeleton organization.
GACACUCUGAUAAUCUUGGUCCUAUGUCCUUUGACACAAAGAUUGCAUACACAGAUUCUUUUUUUCUCUUCUCACUGAACUCACACAAGCACUUUUUCUGUCUCUUUCUCACUCACACACUCACAGUGUUGUGUGUGUUUUUGAGUAAUGCUUGGAUCUGAAGCCACACAAAUCCAAUACUCUCUUAAGCCAGAAAAGACAACUGGGCUAGGUUGUGCGUGAACUUCAAUGGCGGCUAUGGAUGGUCAAAAUCCUCUUCUUGAUGAAAUCACCUGCGGUUCCUUGUUAUAUAAGCUUCAGGAAAUAUGGGAUGAGGUUGGUGAGAGUGAUGAAGAGCGAGACAAGAUGCUCCUUCAGAUAGAGGAAGAGUGCUUGGAUGUGUACAAAAGAAAGGUUGAGAUGGCUGCUAAGUCAAGGGCACGGUUACUUCAAUCCUUGUCUGAUGCUAAGCUUGAACUGUCUAGUCUUUUAUUGGCUCUUGGUGAAAACAGUUUCACUGGAAUGCCUGACAAGACUUCAGGUACUAUUAAGGAACAACUUGCAGCCAUAGCACCAAUACUUGAACAGCUUUGGCAACAAAAAGAGGAAAGAGUAAAGGAGUUUUCAGAUGUACAGUUACAGAUCGAACAAAUAUGUGGAGAGAUAACUGGGGACUUGAACCCUGAUCAGACUGGAUCAGGAUCAUUUACAGUUGAUGAGUCUGACCUUUCCUUGAAGAAGUUGGAUGAAUAUCAAGCCCAAUUCCAAGAACUGCAAAGGGAAAAGAGCGAGAGGUUGCAGAAGGUUCUUGAAUAUGUGAGUACAGUGCAUGAUCUAUGUGCUGUCCUUGGCAUGGACUUCUUUAGUAUUGUCACUGAAGUUCAUCCAAGCUUAAAUGAUGCUGUAGGUGUUCAUUCCAAAAGCAUAAGCAAUGGCACACUAGCUAAACUGGCUAAGACCGUCUCUUCCCUGAAAGAAGAUAAAAAGCAGCGGCUACACAAGCUUCAAGAAUUAGCUUCUCAGUUGAUUGAUCUGUGGAAUCUAAUGGAUACCCCUACCGAGGAAAGGAGACUAUUUGACCAUGUUACUUGUAAUAUCUCAGCUUCUGUAGAUGAAGUCACUGUUCCUGGUGCCCUUGCUCUAGAUUUGAUUGAGCAGGCUGAAGUGGAAGUUGAAAGGCUUGAUCAGCUGAAAGCCAGUAAGAUGAAAGAAAUUGCUUUCAAGAAGCAAGACGAGCUUGAAGAGAUAUAUGCCCGUGCUCAUGUAGAAAUAAACCCUGAAGCUGCUCGAGGGAAUAUUUUGUCAUUGAUUGACUCUGGAAACAUUGAACCAUCUGAAUUACUGACUGACAUGGAUAAUCAGAUAGCUGCAGCAAAAGAAGAAGCUUUAAGCAGAAAAGAAAUAUUGGACAAGGUUGAGAAAUGGAUGUCUGCAUGUGAAGAAGAGAGCUGGCUUGAAGACUAUAAUAGGGAUGAAAACAGGUAUAGUGCAAGUAGAGGUGCACACAUAAACCUCAAACGUGCUGAGAAAGCUCGAAUUCUGGUCAGCAAAAUUCCAGCUUUGGUUGAUACAUUGGUUGCUAAAACUCGCACUUGGGAAGAAGUACACAACAUGUCAUUCACAUAUGAUGGUGUUCCUCUCCUUGCUAUGCUGGAUGAAUAUGCCAUGCUGAGGCAUGAACGACAAGAGGAAAAACGAAGGAUGAGGGACCAGAAAAAGUACUAUGAACAGCAAACCACAGAUCAGGAAUCUGUGUUUGGUUCAAGACCUAGUCCUGCAAGGCCACUUGGCAACAAGAAGGUAGUUGGCCCUCGACCAAACGGUACUCCAAAUAGACGGUUAUCUCUUAAUGCUCAUCAAAAUGGAAGCAGGUCCACAGCAAAAGAUGGAAAAAGGGAUAAUACUAGACCAGUUGCUCCCCUUAACUAUGUAUCAAUGUCAAAAGAAGAUGCUGCUUCCCAUGUUUCUGGUACUGAACCAGUUCCAACAUCACCCUAGUGAAAUAUGUAUUUUAGUCCCAUAAUGUCAUUUUUGAAUCAUUGUCAUACUACUACUACUGCUGCUUUAAUCUGUUAGAAAUGUACUACAUAGUUGACAAGUAAUAGGAGAGGAACUCUUUUUGAGAUGUGUAUCUUGUAUGUGUCAUUUAGAGGUUUUCUCAAUAUAUGUUGCUUUAUCCUUUUCUUCUAAAGAUGGGUUAGAUUUGUUAUAUGAUGUAA